AUGGAAGCGGUUCGUGUUCAUCGAGGAUCAUCUCGACAAAACAGUAAAUCCAGCUUGGAAACGAAAGAAUCACUCAACAACUGCGUCGUAUCCAUUGGGAAAGUCCAGCAAACUCAUGACGAACAAGCUAAUAGCAUGGACAAAAUCCCAUUAAAAGAGGUGCCGGAAAAGAUCUUCGAUAAGGAACGGGCGAUCACGUACAUCCGAGGGAAAUUCCUCGGUAAAGGUGGUUUUGCGAGAUGUUAUGAGCUGACGAAUUCCUCAACGAACGAGAUUUUUGCUGGUAAAAUUGUCUCGAAAACGUUGCUUAUUAAGCCAUACCAGCGAGAGAAGAUGACUCAGGAAGUGCAAAUCCAUCGUAGCUUGAGCCAUCCGCAUGUGGUACAGCUUUACAGCUUUUUUGAAGACGUUGACAAUGUUUAUAUCACUCUGGAGUUGUGUGCACGUCGAUCAUUGAUGGAAUUGCACAAAAGGAGAAGAGCAGUCACUGAGCCUGAAGCUCGUUAUUUUACUCAUCAGGUGUGCUUAGCUGUCGAUUAUCUACACGACAAAAAAGUAAUUCAUCGUGACCUCAAGCUCGGUAAUUUGUUCCUCAACGGCGAACUACAGGUAAAAAUAGGAGAUUUUGGGCUUGCAACCACUGUUGACAAUGAUGGGGAACGGAAGAAAACGUUAUGCGGCACGCCCAACUACAUAGCACCUGAGGUUCUCGACAAGAAAGGACAUUCAUUCGAAGUUGAUGUAUGGGCAAUAGGCUGUAUAUUGUACACUUUACUUUUUGGUCGUCCACCUUUUGAAACAAAAUCCCUGAAGGAGACUUACAGUCGCAUCAAGUUGAACCAGUAUCGAGUUCCUUCCAAUGCUUCGCAAACGGCUGCACAUCUCAUUCAGAAUCUACUUGCUGCUGAUCCCGCCAAGAGACCUACGGUGAAGCAGGUGUUGGCACAUGACUUCUUCCGUUCCGGUUUCAUGCCCACAAGACUUCCGAUUUCUUGCCUUACGAUGGCGCCUAAGUUCAACCGUCAUAGUGAGGUUGGUGUCACUGCUCAACUUGAUCGCCACGCAGUGCCUGCUGGAGUCCUCAGUCCUAAACAGCUUGUUAAACAAGAUCUCAUGACCGGACAUGUACGUGCUCUCAACGCUGUACCCGAGAAUAAGGCGGUUGAUGGGGAUCGCAUCGACAGAGGUAUUGCGCUUGCGAAGGUGCCGGAGGAUGGCUAUCUAUCCGAACUUUAUGAGCAGAUUUCUUCUCUGCUAUCUGCUCGCGUACCGGAACGACAACUACGUGUGGAAGAUGAGGCACCGGAGGCAAUGCCUAUAUUCUGGAUUAGUAAAUGGGUUGAUUAUUCUGAUAAGUACGGGAUCGGCUACCAACUUUGCGAUAACUCGGUUGGAGUAUUAUUCAAUGACAGUUCAAAACUCGUUCUGGAUGAGGCUGGUAACGAGUUAACAUACAUUGAGAAGAAUGAGAAAGAGAACUACUACGGGAUUGACUGUUAUCCCGACAGCUUAUCUAAGAAGGUGACCUUACUGAAAUACUUCCGAACCUACAUGAAUGAACACCUUAUUAAAGCUGGAGCUCAUGUUGUUAAAAAGGAUGGCGAUGACUUGGCACGUCUACCUGUGCUUCGUUAUUGGUUCCGCACACGAUCCGCCAUUGUAUUGCACCUGUCUAACGGAACCCUACAAAUUAAUUUCUUUGAGGAUCACACGAAAACAAUAGUUUGCCCGUUGAUGGGAGCAAUCACCUACAUCGAUGAGCAGAGGAAUUUCCGCGUUUAUAAGCUUUCACAUCUACAAACCUACGGAUGCACGACGGCCCUCUUGAGUCGUCUUCGAUACGUAAAGACCAUGGUGGAGCGACUGAUGACUUCAACCAGUACUCGUCCUGGAUCAAUAAGCACUGUGCGGACCCGAUCGACAUCAGCGCCUGGUUCUCAGACCGGCCGACCACAACUACGUCUUUGA
Necator americanus (New World hookworm) is the source of this 1968-nucleotide messenger RNA. RefSeq lists its product as uncharacterized. The transcript has 19 exons. Gene Ontology annotation, biological process: mitotic spindle organization; protein phosphorylation. Gene Ontology annotation, cellular component: nucleus; centrosome; kinetochore. The record is from RefSeq and is a predicted model, not a curated record. Lineage: Eukaryota; Metazoa; Nematoda; Chromadorea; Rhabditida; Ancylostomatidae. Bases 1 to 1968 code for a protein of 655 amino acids. Gene Ontology annotation, molecular function: protein serine/threonine kinase activity; ATP binding; protein binding.